CGACGUCACGCUUGCAGACGACUUCCCUGACUGAGAGGCCGUGUGACUCACAUUCCGGAAAUUUUCUGUCCCGAUUUAGACGCGGUUUUCUUCGUUUCUCCUCGAAUUAUCAGAAAUCCUACAAGUCAAACAUGCAGAACCCGGACGAGGACACAGAGUGGAAUGACAUCCUCCGUAAGAAGGGAAUCCUACCCAAGAAGGAGAAACCAGAGAUUACAGAGCAGCAGCUGGAGGAUAUGAUCGUGGAGAGACUCCUGGAAAAACAACAUAAGAAGGUAGAAGACAUGACAUUAGAGGAGCUGGAGGAACAGGAAGAUGAGGAGGAUGAGAGAGUCAUCGAGGCAUACAGGAGACAGCGCAUAGCUGAGAUGAUGGCUGCAGCUGCCAAGUCCAAGUUCGGGGAGGUUCGUGAGAUCUCAGCCAACGACUGGGUAGAUCAGGUCAACAAGGCAGGGGACGGGGUCUGGGUCAUACUACAUCUCUACAAGCAGGGGAUCCCCCUCUGUGCUCUAGUAAACAGGCAUCUAGACAACCUCUCCAUGAAGUUUCCUCAGACCAAGUUCCUACGCAGUAUCUCCACAGUCUGUAUACCCAACUACCCUGACAAGAACCUGCCCACACUGUUUGUGUACUACCAGGGAGAGAUGAAGGCCCAGCUCAUUGGUCCGUUUGAAUUUGGAGGGAUGAAUCUGACACAGGAUGAACUGGAGUGGAAGCUGUCCAAAUCAGGUGCCAUAAAAACCACACUAGAAGAGGACCCCACUCCCAAGAUAGAGGACAAGAUGAUGUCAUCAGUUAAACGGGCAGUAGCCGUAGGGCGGCCGUCACAGGAUGAUGACUCAAGCGAUGAUGAUGACGACUGGUAGCUGACCUUUGACCUCUGUUCCUUCAUUUCUUACGACAUGGACUUGAACACAUCUGUACAGUUUUUUCUUUGCAAUGUUUUAUAUUGAUAUUUCUGUAGGUAACAAAAGUCAAUUUAGGAGAAUCAGACUUUCAAUUUUGAAAGUAUUUUUGUUGAAAUUUGGCAACUUUGUUAGUUGCCAGUUGUCAGUCAAAUCCUGCAUGAUCAUGUUUUUAAACUCAGUGUUUUUCUACGGAAAACAUUUGAAAGAGAAUAGGCCAUAGUAUGGAGCCUAUUGUAGAAAUAAGAAUAGAAUUAAAAUCACUUAGCUGUGUACCAUCAGUUGUAGUGUUUGGCAGGGCUUGAAAUACCUGCAUACAAUAUGCAAUUUGCAUGCUAUUUUUAAGAUGUGCCGGAAAAGUAUUUUGCAUUUUUGUAUGAGAAGUACUUGAUCAUGUUUACACUAAGAUCUCCUACUCUUUCACAAGGCUAGCAUUGUGCUAGCUCUGUCUUCCGAAUGUUUGUACUGAUAAAAUUCUUUUUAUUGCCCCCAAAUCCAUUAAAACAAAUUGUAGUUUUCUUCAUGUGUCCUGUAAUGUGUUCUUAGGAACACAUAAUUUGUCGUACCUAUUACAUUUGUAGCUCUGGAUGUAGCAUUAGAAUAGAUGUAGAAGUUGAGCUAAAUUUGUGAACAUGCUACAGUAUAUGCUAUGUAGUGUUUGAGAGCUUCAAAUUGCAUGUAAAAUUUUGGCCAACAUGUAUUUUUGCAGGAAACUGAAAAAAAAGUAUAUCAAGUUUUGUUUGGGAUCAUAUUGGUUCCAGUUUCUUACUGACCCAACUUACAUUUGAUAUCUCUUGUAUAACUAGUCCAAGCUAGUAAAUUUUCUAAAAUAAACAUUGUGUAUGUUGCUCUUAAUUGAAAUGCAAAAAUAAUUAUAGCUGCAAUUCUGAAUCUGUGAAACUUGCAAUAAAGUAUGAUAAAUUUA
Branchiostoma floridae (Florida lancelet) is the source of this 1830-nucleotide messenger RNA. RefSeq names its product phosducin-like protein 3. The transcript is spliced from 6 exons. Gene Ontology annotation, biological process: protein folding. Gene Ontology annotation, cellular component: cytoplasm. Bases 132 to 866 code for a protein of 244 amino acids. Lineage: Eukaryota; Metazoa; Chordata; Leptocardii; Amphioxiformes; Branchiostomatidae. The record is from RefSeq and is a predicted model, not a curated record.